AUGGAUCUUUACGAUGGGAAUCACUGUGAAAGAGGAGGAGGGAGGAGAAGAAAGAGGAGGAGAAAGAGGAAGAGGAGGAGGGAGGAGAAGGGAGGAGGAGGGAGGAGGAGGGAGGAGGAUGAAGAGGAGGAGGAGGGGGGAGGAGGAGGAGGGAGCAGGAGGAAGAAGAAGAGGGAGGAAGAAGAAGAGGGAGGAAGAGGAAGAGGAGGAGGAAGAGGAAGAGGAGGAGGAGGAGGAGGAGGAGGAGGAAGAGGAGGAGGAGGAGGAGGAGGAGGAGGAGGAGGAGGAGGAGAGGAGGAGGAGGAGGAGGAGGAGGAGGAGGAGGAGGAGGAGGAGGGCACUAACCCGAAAGUUAGAGACACGGAGCAGGGCAAGUCUUUGGUCUCCUCCACCUCUCCUCCACCUCUCCUCCCUCUCUCCUCCACCUCUCCUCCCUCUCUCCUCCACCUCUCCUCCACCUCUCCUUCUCCUCUCCUCCCUCUCUCCUCCACCUCUCCUCCCUCUCUCCUCCACCUCUCCUCCACCUCUCCUUCUCCUCUCCUCCCUCUCUCCUCCACCUCUCCUCCCUCUCUCCUCCACCUCUCCUCCACCUCUCCUUCACCUCUCCUCCCUCUCUCCUCCACCUCUCCUCCCUCUCUCCUCCACCUCUCCUCCACCUCUCCUUCACCUCUCCUCCCUCUCUCCUCCACCUCUCCUCCACAUCUCCUCCCUCUUCCCCCUCUCCUCCACCUCUCCUCCCUCUCUCUUCCCUCUCUCCUCCCCCUCCCUCCUCCCUCUCUUCUCCACCUUUCUCCCCCUCUCCUACCUCUCUCCCCCCUCUCUCCUCCCUCUCCUCCCUCUCCUCCCUCUCUCCUCCACCUCUCCCCCCUCUCUCCUCCCUCUCUCCUCCCUUUCUCCCCCCUCCCUCUCCUCCGCCUGUUCUCACCUCUCCCCCCCUCUCCUCCCUCUCUCCCCCGUCUCUCCCUCCCUCUCCUCCCUCUCCCCCUCCCUCUCCCCCCUCUCCUCCCUCUCUCCUCCCUCUCUCCCCCCUCUCUCCCUCCCUGUCCCCCCCUCUCCUCCCUCUCUCCCUCUCUCCCUCUCUCCCCCCUCUCUCCCCCCUCUCUCCCCCCUCUCUCCCCCCUCUCUCCCCCCUCUCUCCCCCCUUUCUCCUCCCUCUCUCCCUGGAGGAUGUGGACCUUCCCGGUGCUGGUCCUGGCUCUGGUCCUGGCUGUGGUCCCCGUGGUGGUCUCGUGGGGCGGGGGUUGCCAGUUGCCUGGGGACUGGAGACCUCAGACCGAGUCGUGCCGAGCCGAGCUGGCUGAGAUCAUAGUGUUUGGUCGUGUGUUGGCGCUGCACAGAGAGACGCACAGAGAGUACCCCCUCCUGCCGGGGUCGGACCUGCUGUACUCUGCAGAGGUGGAGCUGCUGUGUGACCAGGCCUGGGGCAGUAUGUUGGAGCUGCCCGCGGGCUCCAGGUUCAACAUCUCAGGACUCGGAUACUUCCCGUGCUUCUCCCACAGCGUCACGGAGAACAACAGCUACUACUUCUUCCUGAGGUGA
Molecule: messenger RNA, 1539 nt
Organism: Knipowitschia caucasica
Lineage: Eukaryota; Metazoa; Chordata; Actinopteri; Gobiiformes; Gobiidae
Source: the annotation of a GenBank genome assembly